This is a messenger RNA of Haplochromis burtoni (Burton's mouthbrooder), 1862 nucleotides long. It is a transcript of the gene tfe3a, whose product is annotated as transcription factor binding to IGHM enhancer 3a. Lineage: Eukaryota; Metazoa; Chordata; Actinopteri; Cichliformes; Cichlidae. Gene Ontology annotation, cellular component: nucleus. Gene Ontology annotation, biological process: regulation of transcription by RNA polymerase II. Gene Ontology annotation, molecular function: DNA-binding transcription factor activity, RNA polymerase II-specific; RNA polymerase II cis-regulatory region sequence-specific DNA binding; protein dimerization activity. The record is from RefSeq and is a predicted model, not a curated record.
AGUCCGCAGAGAUGUCAGCCGUUAUCCCGGAGCAGGUCCGGAGCGAGCAGGGGAGCUGCAGCGGAGCCGAGCCGGAGCAGCCGGAGGCCGGCGUCUUGCAGCCGCAGACCGUGUUUGUCAUCCUGGACCCGGAGGAAACUCUCAACGUGGUCCGAGUGGAGUCUGGGAUCGUUGCUGACAUCGAGGUCGACGGUCUGCUGCCAUCUGACUGCGACACCUUCUAUGAAAUCAAGAGUCAGCCAAUCAGCAUCAGUUCAUCAGCAGCAGCUCCCUCCUCUUCAUCUUCUUCACUGCCGUCAGUGAUGUCAUCGAGGGUUUUGAUGCGUCAGGAUCUGAUGCGUCAGCAGGCUCUGGAGGAGGAGCAUAAAGAGACGCAGAAGAAGCAACAGCAGCUUCUUCGCUUCUCCGACUCCUCCUCGCCCAUCUGCGUCUCGGUGCCCUCCUCCUGCAUACCUCCUGCUCAGGUCCCUGUGGAGGUGCUAAAGGUGCAGACUCACCUGGAGAAUCCCACCAGGUAUCACAUCCAGCAGGCUCAGAGGCAGCAGGUCCGUCAGUACCUGUCCACCACCAAGACAGCCAAUCAGCAGCAGGCUGCAGUGGCAAGCCACUCCCCCCAGCUGGGUUCCACCCCUGGACAGCCAAUGGACGGGAGCCCCAAACAGGAAGUAGAAGACAUCAUCGUCGAUGACAUCAUCAGCCUGGAUUCGAGCCUGAACGACGAGUUUCUGACGCUGAUCGACUCGGAGCUGCAGCUCGCCAACACGCUCCCUGAUCCUGAGAACUUGCUGGACGGGUAUGGUGGCAGCGUCGGGAACACCAUGCCUACGCUUACCGUUAGUAACAGCUGCCCGGCCAACCUGCAUGCCGUCAAGAGAGAGCUGACUGAGGUGGAGUCCAAAGCUCUGAUUAAAGAAAGACAGAAGAAGGACAAUCACAACCUCAUCGAGAGGAGGCGGCGCUUCAACAUCAAUGACCGGAUCAAAGAACUCGGAGCUCUGAUCCCUAAAUCCUCUGACCCUGAGACGAGGUGGAACAAAGGAACCAUCCUGAAGGCGUCGGUGGAUUACAUCCGCAAGCUGCAGAAGGAACAGCACAGAGCCCGAGAGAUGGAGGAGAGGCAGAGGAGGCUGGAGAGCACCAACCAUUCGCUGAUGCUCCGCAUACAGGAGUUGGAGCUUCAGGCUCGCGUCCAUGGCCUCUCCUCUUCCUCCUCCAACUCACCUCCCCCGAAGUCCUCCUCCUCCUCUCUGGACCCCCAGACCCUGCUCUCUCCUCCACUGCUUCACCCCUUUUCCUCUUCCUCCUCCCCCCCCUCCUCCUCCUCCCUGGUGACUCCCUCUCUGGGUCUGGAUGCUCUGACUUUUACGGACCUAGAUGAGCCUCAGGGAGCCGCCACUGUUUUCUCCCCAGACCUGAUGUCUGACAUGGGGCUGACUGACCUGAACGGCCUGGGGGGCCUCCUGAUGGAGGACGGGAGCGGGGCAGGAGUGAUGUCCGACCCUCUGCUGUCCUGCGGAGCUUCGAAGACCAGCAGCAGAAGGAGCAGCUUCAGCAUGGAUGAGGAUCUUUGAUGACCCCAUCGCGCACAGGGAUCUGAUUGGCCAGAACUGAAGGCGGGACUUCAUUUUUAAUUUUUUUUUAGGGAACUGCUUUUCAAUCUGUGACAUCAACAAAGCAAAAAACACACCAAGGUGAUGCAGUGUAACAGAAACCAUCAGCAUGUCUUCCAGGGGACUCCCCUUUGUCCUGAAGUGUUGUUGUCACAGCUGUUGUUGCAAACCCCAGUGUCAAAAUUGUGUUCAGGUUCCUCACACGCACUCACCUGAACUGCUGAGACUCAAAGAAUCAUAAUUUUUUUUUUU